Messenger RNA from Penicillium verhagenii, 2127 nucleotides. Its product is annotated as biotin--[acetyl-CoA-carboxylase] ligase BPL1. The record is from RefSeq and is a predicted model, not a curated record. Gene Ontology annotation, biological process: protein modification process. Gene Ontology annotation, molecular function: biotin--[biotin carboxyl-carrier protein] ligase activity. Gene Ontology annotation, cellular component: cytoplasm. The coding region runs from base 1 to 2127 and encodes 708 amino acids. NCBI's taxonomy places the organism in Eukaryota, Fungi, Ascomycota, Eurotiomycetes, Eurotiales, Aspergillaceae. The transcript is spliced from 3 exons.
AUGGCAGCGCCAACAUCAACACCAACAGGCAAUGAUGCCAAUCUCACAGCUAAAAGACUCAAUGUCCUAGUCUAUUCCGGUUCGCUCACCAAUUCCGCCUGGAAAAUGAGCCGCUUUCUGACCGACAAACUCGACACAGGAACCGGAACCACCGUCGACUCUGUUCGCCAUUGCGUCUACACCUUACGCCGCCUACUCGCCCAAAACUAUGCCGUCACCCCGGUGACAGGUGAGAUGCUCCUCAAUGAGCCGUGGACUGCGACCUGUGCGCUGUUGGUGAUUCCCGGCGGCGCAGACCUGGGAUACGGCCGGACGCUCAAUGGUGCGGGGAACAGGCGCAUUACCCUGUACGUGCGCCGGGGAGGACGGUACUUGGGCCUGUGCGCGGGUGGAUACUAUGGCAGCAAGCGAUGCGAGUUCGAGGUCGGGGAUAAGACUAUGGAAGUUGUGGGGGAGCGCGAAUUGGCGUUCUUCCCAGGGAUUUGUCGGGGCGGGGCGUUUCCGGGGUUUGUUUAUCAUAGUGAGGAUGGGGCGCGAGCUGUCGGCUUGGAUGUUUCGAAGGAGGCUUUGAGUGUGGGUACUGUGCCUGCGACGUUCCGCUCGUACUAUAAUGGUGGGGGUGUAUUUGUGGACGCUGCGUUGUAUAAGGAGAAGGGUAUCGAGGUGCUGGCGAACUAUAACGAGAAGCUUAAUGUGGAUCCUGGAGAGGGUGGUGCAGCUGCUGUUGUCUACUGCAAGGUUGGUGAGGGCGCGGCUGUCUUGACGGGGCCGCAUCCAGAAUUUGCUGCUGCCAACCUUGACCCCAAGGCCGGUGGUCCUGGAUUUGCUGAUCUUGUUGCUGCACUGGCUGCUGACGACAAGGAACGUACGGACUUCUUGAAGGCUUGCUUGACAAAACUUGGGCUGCAAGUCGCAAAGGACAGCUCGGUCGUUCCUUCGUUAUCUUCUCUACAUAUUUCCGGUCAGGACCCUGAGCAGUCGUUAGAGAUUUUGUCGCUUCUUGCACCGGACCUGGCGCAAGAGAAGCAAAACGAGUAUUUAAAAGACGAGAACGAUACAUUCCGAAUUGAGCGACCCGGCACUUGGAAUUUAAGCGACUUGGAGGAGGCCCUCCCUGACGGGGAGUCAAAAUCUACCGAAGGGAUUGUUGAUUACCAGGCAAUCACUAAGCGGCUUGUCUUCCAUGAUGAACUCCCAUCGUCUAAGCUCACACCUUACUUUAACCACCAUGCAUUUUACGCCAAUCUCAAGCAAUAUCAGUCCGAAUCCCGAGAAGGUGCUUCGGAAUUUGGAUCAAACAUAAUGUACGGUGAGGUGGUCACCAGCACCAACACGAUCCUAGAGAAGAAUACCAAACUUCUGCGUCGUCUCCCAAAUGGAUUCACCGCUACAGCGACUGUCCAGGUUGCCGGACGUGGUCGAGGAUCUAACGUUUGGAUCUCUCCCGCUGGCUCUCUCAUUUUCUCGACCGUGGUUAGGCAUCCUAUGGAGAAGAUGCAAUCAGCCCCCGUUAUUUUCAUCCAAUACCUAUCAGCCAUGGCCGUUGUAAGGGGAAUCAAAUCCUACGCCAAAGGCUACGAGAAUCUCCCUGUCAAGCUGAAGUGGCCAAACGAUAUUUACGCCCUCGAUCCGGAAGACCCCGAACAAAAACGCUACACUAAGAUCUGCGGUAUCCUCAUUAACUCCCACUUCAUGUCAAAUGAAUACAUUUCCGUCGUUGGCAUUGGCGUGAACGCUACGAAUGCCUCUCCCACAACUGCACUCACGGCUCUGGCUGCCCGCUACGCUUCCAAUGGCGCCGCUACCGCCCACCCGGUCACUCUAGAGAAACUUCUCGCACGCAUCCUGACUACAUUUGAAGAUCUGUAUACCCGAUUCCUGCGGACGGGCUUUGAUCGUGGAUUCGAGGCUAUGUAUUACCAGGACUGGCUCCAUAUGCAUCAGAUCGUGACGCUAGAAGAAGAGGGUGGCGCUCGCGCCCGCAUCCAAGGUAUUACUCGCGAUUAUGGGUUGUUGAUUGCAGAAGAGCUUGGAUGGGGUGAUCGACCUACUGGCCGAUUGUAUCAGUUGCAGAGUGAUAGCAACAGCUUUGACUUCUUCAAGGGGCUUGUUAAGAGGAAAAUGUAA